This is a messenger RNA of Fukomys damarensis (Damara mole-rat), 1612 nucleotides long. RefSeq lists its product as uncharacterized. Gene Ontology annotation, biological process: immune response. The transcript has 11 exons. The record is from RefSeq and is a predicted model, not a curated record. Lineage: Eukaryota; Metazoa; Chordata; Mammalia; Rodentia; Bathyergidae.
UGGCGUGGGGGCUCCCGAGGACCCAGGAUCGAGCUGUGUGCAGCUGGCUCUGGAGGAGGCCACAAUGAAGCUCCCUCUCCUGGCUCUUUUGGUGGUGGCUGCGGCUGCCCAGCAUCGCCGGACAGAGGUGUCCAGCUUGGAGCAACUGCAGGGCGAGGAGAGCCCAGCCCAGGAUGGGGAGACGGCCGCAGGGGCCCCCGGGGAGGCCGGUGCUGGGGCACAGACGCUGCCGCAGGAGGAGGUGGAGGGGGGCUCCGGAGUUGAAGACAGCCUGGAGGAGGAGGGUGAGGUGGCGUCCAGCUCAGAGUUGGUUGUGGGGCACAGGGGCAUCCAGUGUCCGAAGGAGGAGGACACAGUGAAGUUCAUGGGCAGCCCUGGGUGCGAAACCUGACGAUUUGUCGUGGUGACCCUGGCCAAACCGUUUAACCACGCCCAGUCCGUGUGCCAGAGAUGCUACCGGGGCAGCCUCGUGUCCAUCCACAGCUCCGGCUUCAAUUUCCAAGUGUGGUGUGCGUCCAGGGGCCUCAAUGCCGGCCGGGUCUGGAUCGGAGGCCGGCGCGUGGGCUGGGGUCACUGCCAGCACUUCCUCUGGACCGACAGAAGCUCCUGGAACUUCGCCUACUGGGCUCUCGGCCAGCCCUUCACCUGGGAUCCCUGUGGCACCUGUGUGACCAUGUGCACCCAAGAGCGCUCAGAACCCAAGGACGCAGGAUCCCUGGAGGCCCUGGACACCUGUCGGAGGCCCCUGGCCAAGCAGAACCGGCUGGGAACUGCAGCAGCCCCGUCCCUGCCCGGCUGGCCAGCGAGUCAAACACCGAGUCUACAUUGUGUGCCAGGGGUGGCCCAGGAGGACGUGGACCCAGCAGACAUGCGGCUGUUCCGGCUCCUGCCCCCGGCCCUGCUGCUGCUCGGAGCUGCUGCUGCUGUGCGCCUGGAGAAGGAUGUGACCCAUCUGCAGAGCCCAGAGCUGGGCCAGCGCCCGGACAGCACCAGUGAGCAGGAGGGAGGCUUGGCCCUGGCCCUGGAGGCCUUUCCGACGCCAGGGGACGAGGCCUGCCCUCCCCAGGGUGCAGAUGCCUGUGAGGACACGGCCGUGGAAGAGGAGGCCGGGCAGUCAGGCACAGCUGCCCCGGACAAAGACUCACCGUGCCCCGGCGAGGAGGACGCCAUCCCAGUCCGGGGCGGCCCCGAGUGCCCAACCUGCCACUACCUGGUGGUGAAGACCCCCAGGUCAUUCAGCGGAGCACAGAAAGUCUGCAAGAGAUGCUACGGAGGCAACCUGGUCUCCAUCCACAGCUGGAAGGACAACUCCGGCAUCCUCCGGCUGGCCAGCAAGAUCAACCAGGCCCAGGUCUGGAUUGGAGGCAUCCGCAAGGGCUGGUGGUGGUGGAAGAACUUUCACUGGACCGAUGGCAGCUGCUGGAAUUUUAAAUACUGGGCCCCAGGGCAGCCUAGGGACGGGAAAGGCUGCUGCGUGGCCCUGUGCACCAAAGGGGGCCACUGGCGACGCACCCGAUGCUGCAAGCGCCUGCCCUUCGUCUGCUCCUACUAGACCCUGCCUGGGAGGGAGCCUCCCCCUUUGGCCCCCUGGCCCUGGGCUCAGGCCAUAAAC